GUUGCAACGUAUGGUGACCGCGUAUAGUCACUACGGACCGGCGUGUUUAGAUCUUGCCGAAGCUGUUCAGCAACAGGGAUCGUUCAUUGAGAAGAUGGCAGAUCUUGGAUGGACCAAACCGGGAUGCUUUGAGGAUUCGAAGGACUUCGCUCCACUCUUGAGCGGAUUAAUGUCCCGAGGACUGACAAAGGUUGCCACACCUUGUCCUCUUCUUCAUUCUUCCGGCUUCCUUCUCUCCAUCCCUCCUACUCUACUGUUUACGCAUAAUUUCCUGGAGGAAGCUGGCUCGGUGGACCAGAUGGCCGGGCCUUUUGGGUCGCGCGAGAUGUCGAUCCUUGUGUGGAGAAUCGUCUGUAUGACCUCAGAAAGUGGUAGCAUGAUGGGAGACGAUGGACUGAGUGAUGUCGCGCUGGUGCAUGUUGGAGUUGCAGGUCAAGGGAUGAAAGCAUUUGAUCUCAAAGGUGACACAGACGAUAAUCAUAAAAUUAGCGUUGGGCGAGAUCUCGCAUCGGCGGGCAUACCACCAGUCGCCCCGGACACCGUGCCGCCGCCGCCGCCAUUGUCCUCUCAG
Acaulospora colombiana is the source of this 571-nucleotide messenger RNA. The record is from the annotation of a GenBank genome assembly. Lineage: Eukaryota; Fungi; Glomeromycota; Glomeromycetes; Diversisporales; Acaulosporaceae.